Molecule: messenger RNA, 3156 nt
Organism: Mizuhopecten yessoensis (Yesso scallop)
Lineage: Eukaryota; Metazoa; Mollusca; Bivalvia; Pectinida; Pectinidae
Product: probable beta-D-xylosidase 5
Exons: 12
Coding region: 681-2933 (750 amino acids)
Biological process (GO): xylan catabolic process; arabinan catabolic process
Cellular component (GO): plant-type cell wall
Molecular function (GO): xylan 1,4-beta-xylosidase activity; alpha-L-arabinofuranosidase activity
Source: RefSeq, a predicted model, not a curated record
CGUGCCAACAACAUCGCUGUGACGUUCGGGGAGGUCUCUUUGUAAACACCCGGACUUCUACCAGAACGCAUGUGUUAUUUACCUGCACAUUCUAACUAGUUUUGGGAGCCAGAGCUGUUUUCAAACCCCCUGUAGAGACGGUGUGGGACUCGGUACACCGCAUUUCAUUUCUCUACAAUAUAAACAGCACAUGUACACCUGGAGCGCUUCUCGGUUGGGUUGACACGCUGGAGUUUACAUUACAUGUAUGCUUGUGUUCUAUUGUGUGAAUGAGUGUUUAUCAACAUAAGCUGGUUGAACGGAAUCGAAAGGAUCAUAAUUUACUUGAACCACGGUCUUAGAUAACAAUCUAAUUCCGUGCUUGAACGUAUGGUACAAUGUAAGUCAACUAUAUGUCCUCCUACCAUUUAGUGAAGAGGUGACAAUUCUAUUCUAAAUAUAGUUAGUAGUAUGCCACUAAACAAACAAUAUUACUGUAUACACACAGAAUAUUAUUAUUAAAAACACUUAAUACAUCACGGACAUAGAUAUUCGAUUGGAGAGUAAAGAGCUCUAUAGGAAAGUCUUUAUAUUAACAUAACUUCCGAGUAGAUAACCCUUCUCUAACCACCAACUCUACGCCUCUGGCAUGUGCAUAUUUACGCCAGGCUAGUUCCCUACAUGUAUGCUGAUGCUUCACAAUGUUUCGCACGCGUUCUUCGUUCCGAUGCAAGGUUUUUUGGAGCGUAACACAGUGUGUAUUGUAUAUUAGCUUCCUCCUGUCAUCAUGGAGUUGUUCUGCUGAGACAGACUACCCAUUCCGGAACACCUCACUAUCAUGGGACACUCGAGUGAACGAUCUGGUAGACCGCCUGACACUGAAGGAGAUUAUGCUCCAGAUGAGUAAAGGAGGGUCAGGUCCGAAUGCGGGGCCAGCACCACACAUUCCGCGCCUGGGCAUAGGGCCAUACAGCUGGAACACGGAGUGCCUCAGGGGGGACGUGAGUGCGGGGAAUGCCACUUCAUUUCCACAAGCACUCGGUCUAGCCGCCACAUUCAGCACUGACGUCAUACAUGACGUAGCGGAAGCCACUGGUGUGGAGGUUCGCGCCAAGUACAACGACUAUCGGAAACAUAAACAGUACGGGGACCACAAAGGGGCGAGCUGUUUCAGUCCUGUCAUCAACAUCAUGCGGCACCCCUUGUGGGGACGGAACCAGGAAACUUACGGAGAAGACCCCUUCCUCAGUGGCGUCAUGGCUGCCCACUUCGUGAAAGGCUUGCAAGGCCAGAACCCAACGUACAUUAGGGCUAGCGCGGGCUGUAAACAUUUCGAUGUUCACGGCGGGCCGGACAACAUCCCCGUGUCACGUUUCUCUUUCGACGCCCAGGUAAGUGAACGUGAUUGGCGUCUCACCUUCCUACCCGCCUUUAAACGAUGUGUAGAAGCGGGGACUUUCAGUCUGAUGUGCAGCUACAACAGACUGAAUGGCAUUCCAGCCUGUGGUAAUAAGCGCCUCCUGACGGACAUCCUGCGGAAGGAGUGGGGGUUCAAAGGUUACGUAGUGAGUGACCAGGAGGCCAUAGAGAACAUCAUAAACUUCCACCAUUAUCUCAACAAUACCGUAGACACGGUAGCUCUGUGUGUAAAUGCUGGCUGUAAUUUGGAGUUGUCCACCAACGAAGCAAUCCCGGUCUACUUCUCAAUGAUUGAUGCGAUACGAUCUGGAAAAUUGACCGAGAAAGUUGUUCGGGCAAGAGUGAAACCACUGUUUUACACCAGGAUGCGACUCGGCGAAUUCGACCCACCAGACCUGAACCCGUACAACUUUUUGGGAUUAUCCAACAUUCAGAGCGCGAAUCACAGGAUGAAAUCACUAGAAGCUGCAAUGAAGUCAUUUGUUUUGUUGAAGAACGUCAACAAUUUGCUGCCGUUUCAUAAAUCAUUUCAGAAAAUUGCGGUCGUCGGACCAAUGGCAAACAAUCUUGACCAGCUGUUUGGUGAUUAUAGUGCUGACGCCAGUCGUCAAUAUACAACCACACCUCUAGACGGACUAAAACAUCUAGCACAAAUAACGAACUAUGGUCAAGGGUGUCCGGACAACAGGUGUGUCCAUUACAAUGCUACACAGGUCAAGACCGCUGUGGCAAAUACUGAAGUAGUCUUUGUCUGUCUUGGAACAGGCCAAGAACUUGAAAAAGAAGGCAAUGACAGGAUCAGCAUGGAUUUACCAGGGCAUCAGCUUCAGCUUAUGAAAGACGCCGUGAGAUUCGCGGGUAAUGCACCUGUCAUAUUGCUCCUCUUCAAUGCUGGUCCCCUGAACAUCUCCUGGGCUGAGCAGAGUGGUUGUGUUGGUGCCAUACUGGAAUGUUUUUUCCCCGCUCAGGCAGCAGGAGAGGCCAUCUUCAGUGUUCUCACCAGCAACGGCGAAAACAGCAACCCAGCAGGCAGACUACCAUUUACAUGGCCAAUGUAUGAUAAUCAGGUACCUUUUAUAAGUAACUACUCUAUGGAAGGACGAACCUAUCGUUAUUUUAAGGGAGAUCCGCUUUACCCGUUUGGAUUCGGACUGUCUUAUUCUAAAUUCCAUUACUACGAUGCUUGGUUGUCACCUUAUAUAUCCGCGGGCAAGCCAGCACGCGUUAAAGUGGAGGUCGGAAAUAGCGGGCCCUAUGAUGGAGAUGAGGUUAUUCAAAUAUAUCUUGAAUGGAUAACAACAAAGAUGCCGAUGCCGAGGUUACAGUUGGUAGCCUUUAGAAGAGUCUUUAUCAAAGUGAAUGAUACAGUUACGUACACUCUGGAGAUACAACCCAGUGACAUGGCUGUGUGGACAGGAAGUGCGUUUGUCAUAGAGCAAGGUACGAUGAGGAUCUACAUAGGCGGGCAGCAACCUAAUCAGAAGAUGAGCGUACCUUCCAAUAUCCUUGUUAGAGAAUUCCAUAUCGCUAAUUAGAAACAUUUAUAUUAAUGUGUAAUCUAAACCACAAUAUGUACCAAUGUAUAAAUGUGCAGCGAAAUAUCGGUAACCCGACCAUUAACCGUUCACUCAGCAUUGAUUUCGGAACAUAAAAUGUUUGUGAGAUAUAUAUCUCAAAUUUAUUUUUUAUUUUUCUUGUUUACCCUUAUAAAAUAAACUUGAAUGUAUUACUAAUAAAAAACCAUUAGUUUAUUGAAAA